Messenger RNA from Pisolithus orientalis, 456 nucleotides. RefSeq lists its product as uncharacterized. The transcript is spliced from 5 exons. The record is from RefSeq and is a predicted model, not a curated record. Lineage: Eukaryota; Fungi; Basidiomycota; Agaricomycetes; Boletales; Pisolithaceae. The coding region runs from base 1 to 456 and encodes 151 amino acids.
AUGAAGUACAACUCAGGCAAGAAGGCCGAGUGUCCGCUUGAUUCCAGGCUUCGUGCCCUCUUUACGGAUGCCCAUGAUAUCUCGGAACGAAUGGUACAAGAGGCAAGGUUCUAUGCAGAUGAAAUUCAACGUACUCUGACCCACUUGGAAGAGUUUCACCGUCAGAAACAAGGCACACAUCAAGUUACGGUGACACGGAUGGAGGAGAACGACGCACCGUUCAAGAGCUUGUUUUCAGCAAAUCCGGCCAACCUUGACAAACUCGUUACUCAACGUAGGCUGGUAAUGGAGACUCUGGAAGAUGAUGUGAGAAGUCAAUCCACACGGAUGAGAAAGGUACGCAAGCGCCUUUUAAAGACCGCGGAACGGAGGUCGAAUGAACAGAGAGAACAACAACGGCUCAUUACCGACGCAUCCAUCUUUAUUAAGCAUUACAAGGCACUUAUUGGCGCCUGA